Messenger RNA from Sodiomyces alkalinus F11, 2391 nucleotides. RefSeq lists its product as hypothetical. Lineage: Eukaryota; Fungi; Ascomycota; Sordariomycetes; Glomerellales; Plectosphaerellaceae. The record is from RefSeq and is a predicted model, not a curated record. Gene Ontology annotation, molecular function: protein binding. The coding region runs from base 206 to 2335 and encodes 709 amino acids. The transcript has 3 exons.
CCGGCAUUUACAUACCGAAACGAUGACUCGUCUACUUUUUUCUACUCUUCUCGCCGCCCUGGCCGGCCUUGCCUCCGCACAAUACGAGGGUUGGACCGAGAAUCAGGUCAACGCCUCCAUUUGUCUGUGGGCGCAACCGCGAGGUUCGUACCUUGGACAGUUGAGCCGUGACGACUAGAUACAUCUUGGAGUCCCCACGGCUAAUAUGCCAUGUAUCACAGCUGGCGUCAUCAGAGACACCGUAUAUCUCGAUGGCGGCUACAUCUACUGGUCGCAGGGCCUUUCGAACGGGGAAUAUGGGCCCAUCGACCAGCCCAACAACCCCCUGGGACUCAUGUAUACGCUCAACUUUAGCCAGCCGUUCAACCUGUCUCAGAAUCUGACCGCAUUAUUCGGUACCAUUUCCAAGGCGCGCGGCGGCGCCGGCAAUGCCAAUAGCGACGCCCCCAACUACCUGGAUGGAGCCAUGCUUGUUAACGACGCCCAGCUUGCUCUCUACGGAGGCUUGGUCAAGAAGACGGACGCCUUCGACCCUCCGCGCGAAGACGAAGUGCUUGUGUACCAGCAGUAUUACUACAACCGGCAAGAACGCGGUAGCUGGAAUCCUGGAUUCAACACCGACCGCCUCCCCGAGGACCUGACGCGAUACAUCGCUUUUGGCGGUGCCGCCAGUGCACCGAGCGAGAACAAGGCCUGGUAUUUUGGUGGCCUGAGAGCUCCCAACUGGGGUCCGAUCUUCCAGCGGACAAGCAACAUCACGGAAAAUGCCGUCAACGUAUCGAGCACGCUGAUCACGUUGGACAUGAGGGAUCAGCUCGAUCUGGAAUGGACCAACACCACUCUUCCGGACGAAAUCAAGGGAAGGGCGAACCCCGAGGUUGUCUGGGUCCCCGUCGGCGAGGAGGGUAUCCUGGUCGUCAUCGGUGGUGUCACGUACCCUGACUGGAUCACCACCAGUCGCGUAUCCGAGAACGCGGCCCAGAGUACAGAGGAAAGCGACGAGUUCAUGGCGGUCAUCGAUAUCUACGACGUAGCCAGCGGUCGCUGGUAUAGACAGCGCACCGUGGAAGGGCCGACGGCCCGUACCCGGGGAUGUGCUGUCGUCGCACCUGCGCAGGACUCUUCCAGCUUCAACAUCUACUACUACGGAGGUUAUCCCGGCGUGGACCCCAGGGCCGAUUUCUACGACGACGUGUGGGUUCUCUCGAUCCCGUCCUUCACAUGGACUCGGGUGAGCGAGGGUCGCCCGAACCACGGACGAGCUGGGCAUAAGUGCUUCAUGCCGUACCCCGAUCAGAUGAUGGUCAUCGGCGGGGACACCCCGAGGCCAGGUUCGAACCUGGCCUGUCUCGACGGCGGCAUCAUCCAGAUCUUUAACCUGACGAGCGCCGAGUGGAUGGACGAGUACCAUCCCGAGAGGUACUUCGAUUACGGCGUACCGUCGGCCGUUCGAGCCGUGAUAGGGGGCCAGGCGACCGGUGGCGCCGCAUUGACGACCCCGAGUCCGUCUGGCUGGAGAGACGACGAGCUUGCCGACAUCUUCGAUACCCCCUACGAAACGUCCAAGAUACAGACGUGGUACCCCUACGCCGCCGUCACCGAGUCGAGCCGACCCACGAUCCCGGACAAUAACGACGACGAGAACGAGAACGAGGACGAGGACGAGGACGAUAGCGGCGGCGGCGGCGGUGGUGGCGGCCUGCCUGGAUGGGUGGCACCCACUUUGGGCGUCGUGCUCGGUCUGGUGUUUGUGACGGCCGCCCUGGUGGCCUUCUGCCUCUGGCGCAAGCGGAAGUUCCUGAAGCAGAGAGGCGAUAGCGAAGCAAGCCCCGACGAGAACGGCAUGCGGGUCCUGUCUUGGAUCAGGGGCCAACCGAGUGAGACGAAGGCGCUUACCGUCACCACGGAGGAGACACCCUCGAACCUCGACAUGACGGAGGUCAGUAGCUCGGUGGGCCCGAUCGCAUCGCCGGCCUUUGUUACUGCAGCCGUGCCGUCGCGAUUCGAAAUGAUGGAUACGUCCAUUGCCGAACUUCCAGGUACUAUCCAUCCUCUGCUUCCUCUCCCCCUUUUUGGAGACAAUCAAAUUUCUUUGUGCAUGUGUGAUGCUAACGUACGACUUGAAAAGACACAUCUCGUCCUCCCGAGCUCCAGGACACAGGUCUCACCCCGGUGGAGAUCAUCAAUAGGCACUCUCACUUUGCCACAGGCAGCCAACCCCCAACAUCAAGAAACCAGUCCUACCUCGGCUCCAUCUCCGGCAACGAAGCCUCCUCAUUUUCCCGGUCCUCGGGGCCGCUGGAAAUGGAUUCGGGCAGCCACACACCUUCGGUGAAUCCGAGCCUGGCGGGACCGCCAACCCCGCCCGUACCGGGCGCUGGCCACGAGACC